This is a messenger RNA of Syzygium oleosum, 1159 nucleotides long. Its product is annotated as pre-mRNA cleavage factor Im 25 kDa subunit 1. Gene Ontology annotation, molecular function: mRNA binding. Bases 221 to 880 code for a protein of 219 amino acids. The transcript has 7 exons. Gene Ontology annotation, cellular component: mRNA cleavage factor complex. The record is from RefSeq and is a predicted model, not a curated record. NCBI's taxonomy places the organism in Eukaryota, Viridiplantae, Streptophyta, Magnoliopsida, Myrtales, Myrtaceae.
UCUGUAGAAUCUUCAAGCGAUCUUUUUGACUCCACCAUCGUCGUCGUUAUAUAUUCCCCUUCGCUCUGCACCAUCGGAAGCUCGCAACUUUCUCCUUCCACACCUCUCUAGACAGAGCCACGGCUCCCCACUCUCUCUCUCUCUCUCUACUGUGUGGGUUUUGCUUUCUUCAUAGGCUUCUCUGUCUCUGGGUUCCUGUAGCUACUCCAUUGGGAGAGACAUGCAAGGCGCGCACGAUCACGCGGCGGCCGACGGCGACGGCAGCGGCGGCGGCGGCGAUGAUCAGAGCCGGGUGCUGGACAUAUAUCCGCUGAGCAGCUACUACUUCGGGUCCAAGGACGCCCUUGCUUUCAAGGAGGAGACCUUGGCCGAUCGUGUCCAGAGGAUGAAAUCCCAUUACGCGGCUCAUGGGUUGAGGAAUUGCGUGGAAGCCGUCAUUGUGGUUGAAUUAUUCAGACAUCCUCAUCUGUUGCUGUUGCAAGUAAGAAAUUCCACUUUUAAGCUGCCAGGAGGUCGAUUAAGGCCUGGUGAAUCAGAUGUCGAAGGGCUGCAACGCAAGCUGACCAGCAAGCUUUCUGCUGAUGGAGCUGGUGAUGAGACUCAGUGGGAGGUUGGAGAAUGCCUUGGGAUGUGGUGGAGGCCUGACUUUGAAACUUUGCUCUAUCCUUACUUGCCACCUAAUAUUAAAAAGCCCAAGGAGUGCACAAAACUCUUUCUUGUGAAGUUACCUGUAAGUCGGAAGUUCAUUGUUCCAAAAAACCUGAAAUUGCUCGCUGUACCAAUUUGUCAAAUUCAUGAAAAUCUCAAGACAUAUGGGCCGAUUAUAGCAGGAGUUCCACAGCUGCUAUCGAAAUUCUCCUUCAACAUAAUCGAUUCCUGAACUGAUUGGGGUAGUGUCUGCCGGCAGCAGGAGGGCCUACGAUCCGUCUACUACUGAACAUACUUGUAGAUAUUAUAAGUUUUGAUUUGGCAGGGAGGGAUGUAUUUAUCGUGUUAUUAACGUCAGAAAGGGUGUUCGUCAUUUGACUUAUGGUUUUUCCUUUGUUGGAUUCAGUUUGUAAAUGCCAAAGCUCUGCAACUCUCUGGUUUAUGUUGCUCUUCAUAGUAACUCCUUUGGACACAAUUAUAGUUUUAAAUCAACUGUCUGAUUUCUCAUGUA